Molecule: messenger RNA, 456 nt
Organism: Metschnikowia bicuspidata var. bicuspidata NRRL YB-4993
Lineage: Eukaryota; Fungi; Ascomycota; Pichiomycetes; Serinales; Metschnikowiaceae
Gene: PGA14
Product: Pga14p
Exons: 1
Source: RefSeq, a predicted model, not a curated record
AUGAAGUUUUCUUCUGCUGUUGCCGCAGGUGUGCUUGCCGCUGGACUUGUCUCUGCUGCUGACGAGACUAGGGAGAUCGUCACCGUCACUGUCACUGGAUCGACCGACACCCAUGUUUAUGGUAGAUUUGAUAAGACCAAGGACGCUACUACUUCCACCAGCUCUGGUACACACAAAUAUGGCCGUUUUGACAAGACCAAGGACGCCACGACUUCCACUAGCUCAGGCACUCAUAAAUACGGCAGAUUCGACAAAACUAAGGACGCCACCACUUCCACGAGUUCCGGCACCCAUAGAUAUGGUAGAUUUGACAAGACCAAGGAUGCCACCACGUCCACGAGUUCUGGAACUCACAGAUACGGCAGAUUCGACAAGACCAAGGAUGCCACCACUUCCACAAGCUCUGGCACCCAUAGAUAUGGAAGAUUCGACAAGACUAAGGACCCUUUGACCACC